Molecule: messenger RNA, 4411 nt
Organism: Westerdykella ornata
Lineage: Eukaryota; Fungi; Ascomycota; Dothideomycetes; Pleosporales; Sporormiaceae
Exons: 2
Coding region: 271-4218 (1315 amino acids)
Biological process (GO): RNA processing
Cellular component (GO): cytosol
Molecular function (GO): protein binding; mRNA binding
Source: RefSeq, a predicted model, not a curated record
UGAACCUUCACUCUCUCACUCUCUCUGUCUGCGACCCUGCAUAUUUGCCCCGGCAGCAGCCACCCCCAAGCAAACCCCAGCUUGGCCCUCCUUGACCUCACCUGAUUCUUCACCUUCACCAGACCACCACCUUGCGGCCGAUCCCUUCACUCAUCGAGCGCACGCCCUCCAUAGGCUCGUCCCAUGCCGCCGUCGAGGCUGGUAGCGGUUCGCUUUUCCUCUCACGCGUGACAAGAACGUACUCCCAAGAACACGACGCACCGCUCCGCCAUGGACAUCAACUCUCUGCUAUCGCCGCAGGAUUCGCCUGCCACCGAGACGCCGCCGCCGGUUCCCCCAGUGGCAGCCCCAUCGUCCGCAAAGCGCGCCAUGCGCCAGAUUCCCUCACGCACCCCGUCCGGCCUCAGCCAGCAGACACCGCAGACGCAGCAGCACAUCACCUCCUCACCGCAGCGCUUCCACCAUGAUCCGCUCCCUCCGCACUCCAUGCCUACCUAUAUGCGCCAGCCCCCGGCAACCCACGCUCCACUGCAGUCGCCAGGUCAUGCUGGAUACACCAACGGAGGAACACACAGCGCCGUGCACACCCCUACCUUUGACAAAGGACAACUGGGCUCGGCGCACGACUCUAGAAUGACAACCCCGUACCCGCUGCAUCGGCAGGCCUCGACACCGGGGAUGGAUACCUUGGCAGAUUUGGCGUCGAUGCAGCAUGUUCAGCAGACGGCGAGGCAGCAGAACGCCAGCCAGAGACCGUCGAUAAGUCUCCAGAACAUCCCUCGCGGCAUCUCCGGCGACUCCAACGUUAGCAUGCAUACCGAACCGUCUCCGCGGACACCGCGUGUCUUCACUUCACGUUGGCUCGACCAGGCCAGUCUUGAAGCUCUAGGCCAGCUUGAAAAAGCGCUCAUCGAGAACCCAUUCGACUACUACAGCCAUGUCAGCUUCAUCACCCUCUUGCACCAAGGGUUUCAGAACCUUGUCAAUUCCACCGACGGCUCGCCGCAUGCAGCUCACACAUACGACUUGCUACCUGUUCUCCGCGAGGCCUUUCAGUCGAUGGAUAACCGAUACACUCUUGGGGAGCGUCUUUGGGAGCUCCGGAUAAAUGUUGAGCGGGUGCUAGCAACGAACCUGGAAGAGCGCAUGGCCGUUCUAGAGAUGUGUCAGAAGGCGACACGUGAGGAGCCCUACAGCGCCAAGUUAUGGGUUCAAUAUGGUGAUUACGUCGCACAUUUGGUCGCCUGUGUUUGGGAACCGGUGGCGCCAGAGCGGUGGUCUGACGAAGAGAAGGCGCUAGGUACGGAGUUGUUUACACCGGAUCUGCUUCUGGACACAUGGCAACGAGGCGCCGAGUUCGUCAAGUACGAUGUUAGUGACAGUCACCUCGUGUGGGAUCGAUAUCUACAGGCGCUUGUAGACGACCUGGAUCGCAGAUACAACCCCGAUAAGGUGAAGAGAGUGGCGAACAUCUUCAACGAUCGGCUCAGCCUACCUCACGCCACAUGGGACCAGACGCUAGGCCAGUAUUCCACGUUCAAUUCGCGGUUCUACCAGGAUAACUACGAAGCCAUCAUGGAAUACGCCGUGUCACACCAUUCGCGUGUCAAGGAGAUCUAUGCCCACCGUCAUGAGCAUGAAUUCAACUUGCUCAAGGCGCAACAGUCUGGGGAUCAGUCGGCGGAGUACAAUGCCAUGACUCGGUAUCUCAAGUGGGAGAAGAAGACAAUUGGCGUGUCGAGUUUCCCCCUUGUGAAUGCGCUCUUCGAGCGUGCGACGGUGCGAUUCCCGGUAGAUCCGUCGUUAUGGGAAGACCAUGUGGAGUUCCUCAUCUGGCAGAAUAACCGCUCUGUAUCUCUGCUCGACGUCCUGGAGCGUGCAACUAGGCAUUGCCCUUGGUCCGGAAGCCUUUGGUCUCAUCGGAUAUUGAGCCUUGAAGCAGAUGGCCGGUCCCACGAAGAAAUCGAGCAUGUCAAACACAGCGCCACGCGGACCGGCAUGCUGGAGCAUAAUGAUAUUGAGGAACUGAUGAAGGUGCAGAUAGCCUGGUGUGGCUACCUCCGCCGAAAAGCUUUCGAUGAUCCCAAGUCUACAGAAGACGAUGCCGACAUUGCCGAGAUUGGCAUUCGUUCCGCGUUGGAACUUGCGCAUGAAAUCGGCACGAAGAAGUAUGGCAAAGAAUGGGCCGGUGAUCCAAAGUACCGCCUCGAGCGCAUCCAUAUCAAGUUUCUGACGCAGCGGGGCAAUCUGGAGGAAGCGCGGCAUAUCUGGAAAACCCUUGUCAAGAAGCAGCAGGAUUCGUACGACUUUUGGUACCGUUAUUACAUAUGGGAAAUGGUUAUUUGGUCUAGGUCAGCUGUGCGGGAUCAAACCAAUGCUGGGGCCCAACUUCUGCCCCCUUCCAGAGCUACCGAAGUGUUGGAACUGGGGCUCAAACGUCUCACUACCGUGGAUCAUCCGGAGCCGCUCAUUGAGAUGUACGUCAACCAUUGCGAGCAGCACGAAGGCGUCCUCAAGGUCCGAAGUGCGAACAUCGAGCGGCGGCGCGCAGAGACCAUUGUAUCGAUUCGCAGAGCGAGGGAGAAGUCGCAGGCUGAGGCUGAGACGGGUUACAGCGCGCACGUUGGCGAUGGCGCUGGGAAGAGAAAGCGGCAGGAUGCCACGGAGGCCGAACCCGCUGUGAAGAAGAGCAAACCAACUGAGGCCGAGGAAUCUGCUGCCGUCUCCACAUCUAUCGAACCACCAGCGGCUGCAACUAAUGAAGGCCCCUCUGAACAGCCGAUUCCAAAGCGAGACCGUGAACAUGCGUCUAUUAUCGUUCGGAACCUCCCAGCCGAUGUGACUCAGACCCGCAUCCGGAAGUUCUUCACCGAGGCUGGCAAAGUGCGGAAUAUUACGAUGAAGCCAGAGCCAGAUCAGACCGUGACGGCGACUGUAGAGUUUGAAACGGCGGAAGAGGCUGAAUACGCUUUAACGAAAGAGACGAAGGGUUUUGAAGGAAGGGAUAUAACUAUCAAGAAAGGAGAGAGCACAACAGUGUACGUCACCAACUAUCCUGCUCAUGCGGACGAGGCCUAUCUCAGGAAACUGUUCGAACCUUGCGGAGAGAUUCUCGAAAUGCGGUUCCCGUCGCUGAAAUUUGCCGCGCACCGUCGGUUCUGCUACGUGCAGUUCGCUAGUGCCGACGAGGCCCAGGCUGCUACCAAGCUUGAUGGCACGACAGUUGAGAAUCUCAAGUUGGAGGUCAAGAUCUCGGAUCCUGCUGCCAAAAAGAAACGCUCUGGUGCGAAUGAGGAGGGCCGGGAGCUCUAUGUCGGUCGCCUUCCAUUUUCUUUGAAUGCGUCCGAACUGAGAGAGGCCUUCGAGCCGUUUGGCACGAUCCAAAACAUAAACAUGCAAGUCCACACUGCUGGUAAGUUCAAGGGGAAGAACAAGGGUUAUGCGUUCGUCGUGUUUGACACGAAAGAGAACGCUGAGAAGGCUGUCGCGGCAAUGAACGGCAAGGACAUGCAGGGCUUCAAAAUCCAAGUCGAGAUUGCGAGCCGCGAUGGGAAACCCAAAGUGAAAUCUGCCAUUGUCAACAAUAGCGAGGAGCCUCCAGACUCGCACAGCGGAGAUAAGAUGGAGCAAGACGACGACAAGAAAACCCCGACACCCGCCCCCGAAGCCAAAGUCGCGCCUGUCGCCGACCGCACGAUCGCCCUCCUCAAGAUCCCCGACACGGUUACCGACGCGCGGAUCCAGAAACUCGUCGAACCCUGCGGUUACAAGAAGAUCACUCACCUGCCCCAGCACGGCGGCGCCAUCAUCGAGUUCCACGACGUCAGCGCGGUCGGGAAAGCGAGCCUCGCACUCGAUGGCCACGAGAUCGAGGCGGGAAGGAAGAUCCGCGUUGGCACUGUUGCGGAGCUCAAGAAAGAUAAGGCCGAGUAUAGAGCACCGAGCAAUUUGAUGAAGCCUGCUACGCUCACCAAAAGACCCACGGCGCCUAGUGCUAGGGGUAGAGGAGGGGGGCUCCUUAGAAGCCGGGGAAAGCCUGGGUUAGGUGCUGCACAGAGGGGGACGGCGACGGCGGGGUCUGCAGGGUCCGGGUCGCAUGGGGGAGAAGAGAGGGAAGUCAAGAGUAAUGAGGACUUUCGCAAUAUGCUUCUGCGGCCUGCUGGGUCUAAGGACAAGGCGGGUGGUGAUGAGGAAAUGCGGGAUGAUCAUGCGGGAUGAUGAGCUCUUUUGGCUGCUCGGGGUCUGGAGCAACCUCUGUGCAGCCUUGGUGGGUUUCGGAGCUGGAAAAAUGGGAACUCGGAUGUGGGAGUUUAGAAGCGAAACUGGACAUUAGCUCAUCAUGUAGAUCAGAUGCUUUUAGGCUUAAUAGUAAUUAUGGCAUUCUGUGAAGGGAAUUCAAUGUCAUUUUGAG